CCCUGCACCGGGGCCCGCAUGGCGGCCGGCACGCGCCCGGCGGCCGGACCUCGGUCCCGCGCUGCCAUGGCCCAGUGGAGGAAAAAGAAGGGGCUGCGGAAGCGCCGAGGCGCGGCCUCCCAGGCCCGCAGCAGCGACUCGGAGGACGGCGAGUUUGAGAUCCAGGCGGAAGAUGACGCCCGGGCCCAGAAGCUGGGACCUGGCAGACCCCUGCCCAGCUUCCCCACCUCAGAGUGCACCUCAGACGUGGAGCCGGACACGCGGGAGAUGGUACGCGCCCAGAACAAGAAGAAGAAGAAGUCCGGAGGCUUCCAGUCCAUGGGCUUGAGCUACCCGGUGUUCAAGGGCAUCAUGAAGAAGGGCUACAAGGUGCCAACACCCAUCCAGAGGAAGACCAUCCCGGUGAUCCUGGAUGGCAAGGACGUGGUGGCCAUGGCCCGGACCGGCAGCGGCAAGACGGCCUGCUUCCUCAUCCCCAUGUUCGAGCGGCUCAAGACCCGUAGCGCCCAGACUGGGGCCCGCGCCCUCGUCCUCUCGCCCACCCGUGAGCUGGCCCUGCAGACCAUGAAGUUCACCAAGGAGCUCGGCAAGUUCACAGGCCUCAGGACCGCCCUGAUCCUGGGUGGGGACAAGAUGGAAGACCAGUUUGCUGCCCUGCAUGAAAAUCCCGACAUAAUCAUUGCUACCCCCGGGCGCUUGGUGCACGUGGCUGUGGAGAUGAACCUGAAGUUGCAGAGUGUGGAGUACGUGGUGUUCGAUGAGGCAGACAGGCUCUUUGAGAUGGGCUUUGCCGAGCAGCUGCAGGAAAUCAUCGGCCGCCUCCCCGGGGGCCACCAGACCGUCCUGUUCUCUGCCACGCUGCCCAAACUGCUGGUGGAGUUCGCCCGCGCGGGCCUCACGGAGCCCGUGCUCAUCCGGCUCGAUGUAGACGCCAAGCUCAACGAGCACCUCAAGACCUCCUUCUUCCUUGUGCGCGAGGACACCAAGGCUGCCGUGCUGCUUCACCUGCUGCGCACCGUGGUGCGGCCCCAGGACCAGACGGUGGUGUUUGUGGCCACGAAGCACCACGCCGAGUACAUCAGCGAGCUGCUGACGACGCAGGGGGUGAGCUGCGCCCACAUCUAUAGCGCCCUGGACCAGACGGCCCGCAAGAUCAACCUCGCCAAGUUCACCCACGGCAAGUGCUCCGCCCUCAUCGUGACUGACCUGGCAGCCCGCGGCCUGGACAUCCCGCUCCUUGACAACGUCAUCAACUACAGCUUCCCUGCCAAGGGCAAGCUCUUCCUGCACCGCGUGGGCCGCGUGGCCCGGGCUGGCCGAAGCGGCACAGCCUACUCCUUGGUGGCCCCAGACGAGGUCCCCUAUCUGCUGGACCUGCACCUGUUUCUCGGCCGCGCCCUCACUCCUGCCCGCCCCCGUGAGGGGUCCUCAGGCGCGGUCAGUGUGGACGGCGUGCUGGGCCGGGUGCCGCAGAGCGUGGUGGACGACGAGGAGGGUGGCCUGCAGAGCACCCUGGUGGCGUCACUGGAGCUACGGGGCCUGGGCCGGGUGGCCGACAACGCUCAGCGACAGUACGUGCGCUCCCGGCCUGCGCCCUCGCCCGAGUCCAUCAAGAGGGCCAAGGAGCUGGACCUCGCAGGGCUGGGCCUGCACCCCCUCUUCAGCUCGCGCUUCGAGGAGAAGGAGCUGCAGAGGCUGAAGCUGGUAGACAGCAUCAAGAACUACUGCUCACGGGCGACCAUCUUUGAGAUCAACGCCUCCAGCCGGGACCUGAGCAGCCAGGUGAUGCGCGCCAAGCGGCAAAAGCACCGCAAGGCCAUCGCCAGCUUCCGGCAGGGGCGGCAGGGGCGGCAGGAGGACACAGCUGGCCCCGCCCCAGGCUGCCCGGCACCCCAGGAAGAGAAGCCCGAGGAGGAGGAGGCAGCGGGAGAGAGUGUGGAGGAUGUCUUCACGGAGGUCAUGGGCCGGAAGCGGCCGCAGCCGGGACCUGACCGGGGAGCCAAGAGGCGGAGGGAGGAGGCCCGGCAUCGGGACCGGGAAUUCUACGUCCCCUACCGGCCCAAGGACUUCGACAGUGAGAGGGGCUUGAGCAUCGGUGGGGACGGGGGGGCAUUCGAGCAGCAGGUGGCUGGCGCUGUCCUGGACCUGAUGGGGGAUGAAGCCCAGAACCUGACCAGGGGCCGGCAGCAGCUCAAGUGGGACCGGAAGAAGAAGCGGUUUGUGGGACAGUCGGGACAGGAGGACAAGAAAAAGAUCAAGACCGAGAGUGGCCGCUACAUCAGCAGCUCCUACAAACGGGACCUCUACCAGAAGUGGAAACAGAAACAGAAAAUCGAUGAUCGUGACUCAGAAGACGAAGGAACAUCCCACCAGCGAGGCCCAGAGCGAAGAGGUGGGAAGCGGGGCAGAGGCCAAGGUGCGUCCCAGCCCCGCACUCCAGGCGCCCCUGCAGGCCGCGUGCGCUCAGAGCUCAAGACCAAGCAGCAGAUUCUGAAGCAACGGCGCCGAGCGCAGAAGUUGCGCUUCCUGCAGCGAGGGGGCCUGAAGCAGCUCUCCGCCCGCAACCGGCGCCGAGCCCAGGAGCUGCAGCGGGGCGCCUUCGGCCGGGGCGCCCGCGCCAAGAAGGGCAAGAUGAGGAAGAGGAUGUAAGGCACGUGACCCAGCCCCCUGGCUCCUCACGCGGUGCAGGGGUGGACGUCAGCAGAUGUCCCCGAGUGCCACUGCGUGCCUGGCCCUGUGCCGGCCGCUGGCGGAGCUCUCUGCAGAAGAGGGGUGCUGCCUGGCCACACAGGGUCUUCAGGGGUGCGCGGGGCGGUUGCCGGCAAGGUCGGGACGGCCAAAACCCGGGGUGGCCACUCAGCUGCUGCUGCUUCCAUGUGUUCUGGGCGGUUCCUGAGUUCAGAGCUGGUGGCCACUCGGGGCCGAGCCCUCAGUGCCUAAGGCCCAGUGAUGUAUUUUUAAUGUAAUAAACCUUUACUGCGCA
Leptonychotes weddellii (Weddell seal) is the source of this 2983-nucleotide messenger RNA. It is a transcript of the gene DDX54, whose product is annotated as DEAD-box helicase 54. The record is from RefSeq and is a predicted model, not a curated record. Lineage: Eukaryota; Metazoa; Chordata; Mammalia; Carnivora; Phocidae. Gene Ontology annotation, molecular function: RNA helicase activity; RNA binding; ATP binding. Gene Ontology annotation, cellular component: cytosol; nucleus.